Molecule: messenger RNA, 1566 nt
Organism: Condylura cristata (star-nosed mole)
Lineage: Eukaryota; Metazoa; Chordata; Mammalia; Eulipotyphla; Talpidae
Gene: DAZAP1
Product: DAZ associated protein 1
Exons: 12
Coding region: 141-1145 (334 amino acids)
Cellular component (GO): cytoplasm
Molecular function (GO): RNA binding
Source: RefSeq, a predicted model, not a curated record
UCUCGCUGCUUCCUGGUCGGGGGUGGGACUCCGAAUGAGAACCUAGGAAGCUGUUUGUGGGCGGCCUUGACUGGAGUACCACACAAGAGACCCUGCGCAGCUACUUUUCCCAGUAUGGAGAAGUGGUAGACUGUGUGAUCAUGAAAGACAAGACCACCAACCAGUCUCGAGGUUUUGGGUUUGUCAAGUUUAAAGAUCCAAACUGCGUGGGGACUGUGCUGGCCAGCAGACCACACACCCUGGACGGCCGCAACAUAGACCCAAAGCCAUGUACACCUCGGGGGAUGCAGCCAGAGAGGACCCGGCCGAAGGAAGGAUGGCAGAAAGGACCCAGGAGCGAUAACAGUAAAUCAAAUAAGAUCUUUGUCGGUGGGAUUCCUCACAACUGUGGUGAGACAGAGCUCAGGGAAUACUUCAAGAAAUUUGGAGUGGUCACCGAAGUUGUCAUGAUCUACGACGCCGAGAAGCAGAGGCCUCGAGGUUUUGGAUUUAUUACUUUCGAGGACGAACAAUCAGUGGACCAGGCUGUCAACAUGCAUUUUCACGACAUCAUGGGCAAAAAAGUGGAGGUUAAACGGGCUGAACCUCGGGACAGCAAAAGCCAGGCUCCAGGACAGCCAGGUGCCAGCCAGUGGGGGAGCCGGGUCAUGCCCAGUGCUGCCAACGGCUGGGCAGGCCAGCCCCCGCCCACGUGGCAGCAAGGAUACGGCCCACAAGGAAUGUGGGUGCCAGCGGGACAGGCAAUCGGUGGCUACGGCCCGCCCCCUGCAGGAAGAGGAGCCCCGCCGCCACCUCCGCCGUUCACCUCUUAUAUCGUGUCCACCCCUCCUGGAGGGUUCCCCCCUCCGCAGGGCUUCCCACAGGGUUACGGCGCGCCCCCACAGUUCAGUUUCGGCUAUGGGCCUCCACCUCCACCUCCGGAUCAGUUUGCCCCUCCAGGAGUCCCCCCUCCGCCUGCUACUCCAGGGGCAGCACCUCUGGCCUUCCCACCGCCUCCAUCUCAGGCUGCCCCAGACAUGAGCAAACCCCCGACGGCACAGCCCGACUUCCCGUACAGUCAGUAUGGCCUGGCUUCCUACCCUCCAGACCCGUCGAACUUCGGGUCCAUACUUUGUUUACACUCUUAUGGUCAGGCUGAGCAGUGACGUGGCCUAGGUAGGUGGCACUUCCAAACCCACGGUCCCCUUCUGCCUGCACCAGGCAGCGGACGUGGCUUCCUCUGCCGUCCCGGGCGGGGUGGACCCGGUGGUGCCCGUGGGACGGGGCCCUUGCUGGGGCCAGCCCCUGCUGCUGCAGGCGCGCACACAGACCUGUGCUCCAUGGCCCCCGUUGGGAGUCCAGGGGGCCCUGAGCCGAGCCCGGCCCCCCUCCAAAGUGUGCAUUCCGGGGGGACAUGGGCCCAGGAUGGUGCUGUCGCCCCCUCGCCCUCUGAGGUCGUGCGCCGGGCCUGGGUCCUGCUGAAACAGGCUCUGAGGCCUGCUCGCGGGACAGCUCCUUCCCGCACCUGAGCCCGGCACCAGGUUGUUUGACCUCUGCAGUGAGCACGUCUGGGGGCAUCCUGGAGGA